This is a messenger RNA of Brassica rapa (field mustard), 5497 nucleotides long. RefSeq lists its product as uncharacterized. The record is from RefSeq and is a predicted model, not a curated record. Lineage: Eukaryota; Viridiplantae; Streptophyta; Magnoliopsida; Brassicales; Brassicaceae.
UGCCUCCACUAACUAAAUAUAUUUCCUCCCGUUGGUUUAUGUUUUCAGUCACGUUUUUGCUUUUAUUUCUAAAGUUAUUUAGUUUCCAACAUAAAUUUUAAACUAUUUUCUAAUUUACAUCUCCUAUAAAUGCACAAUCUAAUUAUCAUUACUUUUAGGAUUUCAAGUCAUACAAUAAUAUAUAAAUCUAUGAUAUUAUUCUUUUUACUAUAUCUUGUUUUCUUUCAUCAUUUUUGUUAAUUAUUAUUGAAUAACUAUUUCUUGGAAUGUAUAUUUACUUUUAAGGAUAUAAAUUAAAGAGUAAUCACAUAUUUUAUAAAGGAAAACCAUUUUAAACUAACGUCUAUAUAUUCCUAUACAAUAUUUGAUAUAAUAUCGUCUAAUGGGUUACCUAUCCUCAGUUGGCUUCUCACCUCUCAUCCAAACCCUUUAAGUUGGGUAUAUCAACGUCGAUUUCGACUAUUUCAAGCUCUUUAGAGCUACCGUUUCAGGGUUACAAGUGAAGCGUAUCUAAGGGUUCCUUUACUUUGAGCACGUCUCUCCCUUUAACAUUGUUUUCUCAUGUUUUGUUGUAGUACUUUUAGUAUUCAUUUUAUAGUUGAAUGUUCCUCCGGUUGUAGUUCUUUAAGCCUUUAGGCCUUUAAUAUAUUGUGUUUCAAAAUAUAUAUAUAUAUAUAUAUAUAUAUAUAUAUAUAUAUCUAUAUAUGUAUAUAUAUUUAUAUUAGUUUUAAUUGUAGGUUCCUAAAAACUAUGGAAAAUCUAACCGAAGUAUCUAAAAUUAGAUAUUUAAUUUUCAGUUAGAUUUUCCAUAGUUUUUAGAAAUCUGUAAUGAAAUAUUAAUAUAAAUAUAUAAUUACAUAUAUACAUAUAUUAAGAAUUGUUUGGAUAGAACCCCCAUUAAAAAAAUACUCUAAUGUAAUUACAUAUUUUAUGAGUAGUAUUUGGAAGUAUGUUAUACCCAUCCCACCAGAUUUAUCCCACAGAGGGGUUAACUAUUUUAUGAUUCAGAAAACUUAAUCUGCAAAGUGAAAAUAUAACACGCAUCUAUCUCGUUUAAAUUUGCGGAGAACCUACAAGAGCCGUUUACAUAUUACUUAUAAUUUUUUUUAUAAGUAAUAUGUAAACGGAUAUUGUAGAUUUUCCGCAAGUUUAAACGAGAUAAGAUGUGUGUUAUAUUACUUAUAAUAAAAUAAUUAUUUCAUAUAUUUUUAAUUAUACUUUUAUCAGAAUAUAUUAUAUAGUUAUAACUAAAGUUAUAUAGAUAGUUAUAGUUUAACAUAUGAUUUAUGUGUAUAAAUAAUAAUUUACGGGAUGAUGUAUAUCCAUAAUUCAAAUUUGAUCGACAAUGGACAUGCAUCAGCCUAAAUUAUAAUUAGACCAAUCGUACGAAGUAGAUCCAGAUAGAACGAUUUUAAAUAUAUGAAAUAUAUGAAAAAUAUAUAUAUAUAUAUAUAUAUAUAUAUCUCCUAUACAUUAAAACAGAAGUCACUUUAGUGAUUUUUGCUGAGGUGGCACUCAUAUAGAGCUUCUCAGGAAAAACGAAUUCUAUUGGUUGGUUUUUUUGAAUUUCUCUUUUUCAUUUUUUUUUUCAUUCCCCUCCGUGUUUUCUAAAACGCCGUCGUAUGUCCUGAAUUUAUUCUUUUUUUUUCAAUCGCGUAUCAAUGGAAGCUCUAUAUGGUUUCGAUCCGAUGAAGAGAGUCCGACCAAAGGAAUUUGCUACUCCCUACUCUGCUACUUCAAUCAUAUCCAUCGCGAACAUCAACGAUAACCAGACGAGGUUUAGUUUGUCGAUACUCUCAGAAUUUACGGUUUUUUUGGUUUAUCUGAUUGGAUUCGACUUUUAAGCUAAUUGGCGAAGAUUUUUUUGGAUUCUCUGAUUGGAUUCGACUUUUAAGUUAUGAUACAAAGAUUGUUUGAUUUCUCUGAUUGGAUUCGACAUAUAUUAAGCUGUAAACUACGAUCUGCUUAUUAAAAUUUAGAAUAUUUGUAUCUAAUUGACUGAUUAACCUUCUUGCUGUUGAGGUCUUGAUUCUCUAGAACCAGACAAUUGCCACGACCAGAGAUGUCGUACGCGGACUGUCUACUGAUGGAACAAGAAGAGACAACUGACAUUUACAAGAAACUUGCAUUCGACUUCAGUCUCUGACUCAGGACUGUAAGAUUAUCUUCUCCUUAAUAACUCAACCAGCAUUUAGACAGUCCUCUCUUGAGAUAUUCAAGUUUGGUUUUUUUGUUUCAUUAGCACGAUUUAGAGCUUCACAUUACUAAUUCCGAUAGUCUGUUGCAUCGCUAAUUGCUAUUCGAUUUAGAGGUUCACAUUACUAAUUUAGUCUGUCGGUUUCAUUCCUUACGGUUUCCGGUCUGUUGGAUUUCGGAUUUUCAAGUUUGCUUUUAGUUUAAUUAUGGGAAAAAAUAUGAAUAGCCCAUUUAAAAAAGGCCUAAUAUAUUGUCGAUAGAUGUUAAGCCCAUAUAAUUAGAUAACUUGCGCAAGAUUGUAAACUAAUUUUCAUAUUAAUAACUUUCCUUAUUAUUCGAAUCAAUUACUUGCGCAAGUUAUUUUCGUAUUUAUUACAUUACUUGUGCAAGUUAAAAUCAUAUCAUAUGCAAAUCAAUUUAUGACAAUACACAAUUAAAAUAUUUCUUUAAACGAUUUCAAUCUUUAUUAGGGGUCAUUAAUAUGAUAAAUAAAUCGGCUUAAUAUAUAUAUGAGAAACCCGAAUGGUUAAAAUACAAACAUUCAGCUCUAACAAAAACAAUGGCAAUGGUGCGAGCCAAAAAAAAUAUUGUUUCUUAUGUGAGAGAAUUAAAACCCCGUAAAGAUACGUCCCGUAUUGAAGUUAGGAUUGUUCGCUUAUGGAGAAACUAUAACAAAGAAUCCGGAAACACCAUUGAAAUAGUGGUUGUUGAUAAAGAAGUAAGUAUACAUCAUACAACAUGGAUUUAUGAAAGAAGCAUCGUUUAUAUACUUAUUCUGCGUUUAUAAAACUCUUAUAAUUUUUGUGACCAGGGGACAAGAAUUCAUGCUUCAGUUGGUGAACAACUCAUCAAAAAAUUCGAUGACAAGCUACGAGAGGGAGAUGCGAUUGUCCUCCAGUUGUUCAAAGUGUACGAUGCAACUGGUGAAUACCGUACAAUGCCACAUCCUUACAAAAUUGGCUUCUUUCCAACAACUUUUGUUGGAAAAACUGAUGAUUUUCCAAGUGCAGUUCCCGAAAAGUAUUUCGCGGACUUUUCUGAUAUUCUUGGUGGAAAUUUGGAUCAUAACUGUUUGGUUGGUGAGUUAGUUUCUUACGCAGUUAAAGAGUCUUUCACUUUGUAGUAACUUGUUUCUGAUUUGACACUUAUUUUUAUUAUGUAGAUGUGGUUGGCCAAAUAGUUAACGAGGCUCUCUGGAAAACAAAAUAAUAAAAGUAAAAGACAACAUGAAGCUCUUGGUUGAGUUGCGUGACCCAAAGUAAGACCCGGUUUUUAAUCUUAGUUAUACUUUGCUAGCUAAACCUCUAUUAACUGUAUUUAACUUAAGUUUAUAUUAUACAUUAAUGUGAAGAUGAUGUGUACUCUGUGGGGUUUUUAUGCUAAACAAGUAUACGAUUACAGUAGGAGUAACAUGUCCACCAUGAUUAUUUGUGUUAUCAGAUUAUGUUCUGUUAAAGAGUGGAAAGGUAUAUAAUUGUGUUUCAAUUUGUGUAAAAUAAUUGCGAGCAUAACAUAUGAAUAAGAUCAAUAUACUUUGUAGGUGCUUACUCCAUAUCUAGCGGGUAUAAUUCAAUCCAUAUUCUGCUCAACCCAACACUUGAUUUUAUUGAGGAGUUCAAAUCAAGGUACGUGUCAUGCGUCUUACGUUCCAGACCUAUGGAGGAGUUCAAUACAUAUAGAUGUUUAUUUUAAUUUGUGAACGUCAUUUUCACUGACGGGAUUUUAAAUUAUGUGUGAUUAUUUGUGAUGGCAGUCUCCCUGAUGAUUCACUUGCUCUUACAAACAACGAUAGUAGCCAAUGGUCUGUUGGUACUGCUACUUCUAUUCGUGCCAGGUUUUUUGUUCUUAAUGAGAGGCUAACCAUCAGAGAGAUCAUUGACAAUACUCUGGUUGACACUUUUGUCACUCUGGGGACUAUUGAAACAAUUGAUACUGAACGUGGCUGGCAAUAUUUAAGUUGCAAAUACCACAGCAAAAAGUGAUGCCUACCACCAAUGUUGAUGCUGAUGGCCGGCCCUUGUUCUUCUGCAAUACGUGUGACAAAGAACACAGUGAUGUCAUUUCCAGGUUCAAAUUAAUUGCCCAUGUCAAGGAUGAUAGCGGUGAGGCUAAUUUUCUUUUGUUUGACGCUAAUGCUCAACAAAUUGUGCGUCAUUCUGCUGCUGAACUCUAUGAUGAGAAUGAAGAUGAAGACUUCUUACCAGAAGCAGUUAGCGAUCUCUUUGGUAAGAGAGUCCUUUUUGAGAUUUCAGUUGACGCUGAUAACAUUAAAGGAAAGAGCUCUCAGUAUGUGGUUCGAUUGGCUACUGAUGACCGUGAAAUGGUUGAGGAAUUUGCUGAUUUGCCUCCUAAACCGGUCCUAAUGUUGGAGUCCGCAUAUGAUAUUUCCUCUGGUUCUGGUGGUUUUACAGCAACUCCUUUGUCCAAAAGAAAAAGCGAACAAGAUGACGAAAGUUACCUUGAGGAUCAACACUCUGUUAACAAGAAACUCUCUCAAAAGAAACUCAAGGGCGAGUGAACUGUCUCUUUUUCAAAUGUUGUCCUUUAUAUUGUUUGCUUAACUCAUCAAAUUACUUACAAAAUUUAUUUAAUUUUUUGCAGGUUUCUAAUUGAAUUUGCUUUCUUUAUCGAGAAAUGUACUUCAUAAUUUAUAUUAUUUAUGGAUAAUAUUUUGAUUUUUAUUAUAUUUUCUUUUAAUAUGUGUACAUAAAUGUUUGUUUAUUAUUUAUGGGAAAAUAAUAUUAUUCACCUAAAAUAAAGAAUUACGAUACAUAUACAAUACAAUUCUAAUUAAUGAUAAUAUAAAAUAUGUUACUUCUAAAACUAUACACUUUUUAUUCCAUUUUUUAAAUGAAAGUAUCUUCGUAAACACACAAAAUAUUUUGUGACGUUGCAAUUAUACAUACACACAAUAUCUGCCUUCAUACUGACGUUACUGUGUUCCCUCUCGUGAGGUGUGGACCGAGAGGAAACACAUGGUGCGGGCCAGUCACGUUCUUAUGCCCGCACAGGGUGCGAACGGAUCACCUAGUAUAUAUAUAACAGGGCGGAUAACUCAAAUUCCCAGUUUAUAUUGACUGUGGCUAGUAAGUCAACUUUAACUCCUAUGCUUCUGAUUACAGACUCUCUCAACUGCACUACCUCCAAAAUUAUAGACUCUCAUCACAUUUAAAACCAACUAAAUGUCUUUUUAUUUUAUGAAAUUAAGUUUUUACCUUCUUUCUAAAAGAAUCGUUCAUAACGUCAUGCCAAAACAUGAGCUAAACGUCGCAUAUAGCAUGCAGAUGCGGAUGACUAUUUU